Molecule: messenger RNA, 4106 nt
Organism: Nicotiana tabacum (common tobacco)
Lineage: Eukaryota; Viridiplantae; Streptophyta; Magnoliopsida; Solanales; Solanaceae
Product: protein SOSEKI 3-like
Source: RefSeq, a predicted model, not a curated record
AAUCUUUAUCUCUUCCCCUUUACCCGGGAUUAUACUCUCUUUAUCUCUUCCCCUUUUCAGGGAUUUCCUUUAUCUCUUCCCCUUUUUCAGGGAUUCUACUCCUCCACUACUCUGUAUAAAUACGCCUAUGUGUUCAUUAAUAAAGUGCAGCUUUGAGUUCGAAUAUGACUUUAUUAUGGUAUCAAAGCCUACUGCUUAACCAAAAGGAGUAUACAUGGCACAACCAAAAGGAUCUGUUGAUGCUAAUAAUCCAAAUCAUGUGUGCAAACUGCACAAGUCAUUAUAUGGUCUCAAACAAGCUCCGUGUGCUUGGUACCAUGAACUGUCCAACUUCUUGUUAAGUAUGGGUUUCAGGGUGUGCUCCUCUGAUAAUUGUUUAUUUAUCUUCUCUGUAGCUGGAAUAAUUUGUAUCUCAUUGUAUAUGUAUAUGACUUAAUAGUUAUAGGCAAUAAUUUGAAGGCCAUUGACAGGUUCAUUGCAAAGCUUGGAACCGGAUUUUCAAUUAAAGAUCUUGGUUCUCUUGCUUAUUUUCUUGGUAUUCAGGCUACUCGUACAUCUACUGGUUUGUUUCUGUCGCAAAGGAAAUAUAUUGAAGAUAUUGUACAAAAGGCUUCUAUGGUAGGUGCAAAUCCAGUUGCUACACCUCUGGCAGCCACUAACUCAUUGCAGCCUGACGAUAGUGCACCAAUAAGUGAUCCACAUGAUUACAGGAUGCUUGUUGGUUCCUUGCAAUACUUAGCAUUAACUAGACCAGACAUCGCCUUUUCCACCACGCGUCUUGCUCAAUUCUCUCAUCGUCCUACUGUCAAGCAUUGACAAGAUCUCAAAAGGGUGAUCAGGUAUCUUCUUGGUACCAUUGACAAGGGUAUUUUCUUUCACAAAGACUCUCCUUUAACUCUUCAUGCCUUCUCGGAUGCGGAUUGGGCUGGUAAUCGUGAUGAUCGCACGUCUACGAGUGCUCACAUAAUUUUUCUUGGGAAGAAUCCAGUUGCUUGGAGCUCUAAAAUCAGCGUUUUGUUGUUCGCUCGUCGACAGAGGAUGAAUAUCGCUCGGUUGCAUCUACAGCUGCUGAACUUUGUUGGUUGAGGAACUUAUUUAAGGAACUAGCUGUCUCCUUUUGUCGUCCUCUAGUGAUAUAUUGUGACAACUUGGGUUCUACUUAUUUGUGUGCUAAACCAGUUUUCCAUUCACGAAUGAAACACUUAGAAGUUGAUUUUCACUUUGUGCGUGAUUUGGUGAAGAAAGGUCUUCUUUGUGUUGCUCAUAUCUCUACCAAGGAUCAACUUGCGGACAUUCUAACUAAACCUCUUUCUCGUUUCGAGUUUGACAGGUUGAGGAACAAGAUCGGCGUCUGUACUCGGCCGACCAAUUGCCCAUCUUGAGGGGGUAUAUUAGAUAGAAAGCUUAGAUUAGAUUAAUCUUUAUCUCUUCCCCUUUAUCUGGGAUUAUACUCCCUUUAUCUCUUCCCCUUUUCCUUGGAUUCCCUUUAUCUCUUCCCUUUUUCAGGGAUUCUACUCCUCCACUGCUCUGUAUAAAUACGCCUAUGUGUUCAUUAAUAACGUGCAGCUUUGAGUUCAAAUAUAACUUUAUUACACACAACAUCAUUUAAAUUGAAUGUAAUGAAAUGAUUUUCAAACUCAAAUUUGGUAUAUAAUGAUCAAAUGCUCAACUUAUGGUAAUUGGAUUGAGUAGACUAAAUUUAUGCAUCACAAACAUUAAAUGAACACUUCAAGAGAAUAAAUUAAUUUGUUCUUCAUUUAAAUUAGCAUUAUUUUCAGCCAUUAUGCUUUAUUUAGAAAUAUAUUUUAAACUUAGGGGAUAAAAUUGAAUAUGAAACAUUAGGAAGAAGUCAAAGAAAACAGACUAGAAGGCACCAAAUCCAAAUCAAUUAACUAUUCCUGUAAAAGGGCACAUAAAGUUAACUUCACAGAUGGGUGAAAAAGAUUCCACUCCAGCUAAAAGAACAGAAAAAUGAGAGAAAAAUUUGAGAAAAAGCACAAAGAGCCACGACGAUUGGCAGCAGCAGCACAUUCUUUUAAAGAUGAAGCAAAGGUGUAAAAAGAAAGCAAGAGAGAAAAGCUUCUUUCAUUGUUCUACUCUUUACGUAUAUCUCAGUGAGAACAUGGUCGUGGUGUUUAUCUGUCAGAAUACUGUUACAAAAAAUGGAGAAUGGUUGUUUGCUGUCUCUUUCAGCUGUGUAACACAUUUUCUUUAUGGAUUUUACGCAUUUGAUCUUUUCAUAUCAAAAUAAAGUUUCAUAUCGAAAUGGAAGAGCGUAUGAAGAAGUAUAGGCAAUUGAGUCCAGAGAGAGCUAAAGUGUGGACUGAGAAACCGCCCAAAUAUGUGCAGCAGCAGCCCCAAAAGAAUGAUGGCAAAGUGCCAGUGGUAUAUUAUCUAUGUAGAAAUCAACGGCUUGAGCAUCCUCAUUUCAUGGAAGUACCCUUGUCUUCGCCUGAUGGCCUAUACUUGAGAGAUGUAAUCGUGAGGUUUAACGUUUUGAGAGGCAGAGGAAUGGCUUCGUCGUACUCUUGGUCCUGUAAGAGAAGCUACAAGAACAGAUUUGUGUGGCAUGAUCUUUGUGAAGAUGACCUGAUUCUUCCUGCUCAUGGUAAUGAAUAUGUUCUCAAAGGCUCAGAGCUUUGUGAAGAAUCCAAUUCAGGUCACUGCAGUCCAGCGAAAAAUGACAGAUUGUCAAAUCCGAAAGUAUUACCAGAACCUUCAUCCUCUAGGAGCCAAGAUAAUUCCUUUCCUUCGUCUAGUACGGAUGAAAGAAGUGCGAAGAAUUCUUGUAAAGGUGAACCAUCAGUUCCAAUUCCAGGUGCUUUGGAUGUAACCCCAGAGUCCAGAUCUGCUAAUUGUUCUUCAUGUAAUGGUUCGUUAAGGUUGAAAGCGAGCAAGAUCAAUAAUACUGUUGGCCUGGCUAAUGCUUCCACUCAAAAUCAGGAAAAUGGAAGCAGAAAAGGUGUUUCAAUGACAAAUGAGUCUGCAGAUAUAUGUAGGGCCAGUAAUGGUGGUAGAACAGAUACCUUGAUAUCUCUCAUCAGAUCGGAUGUGAGCAAGCUCAGCAGCUUUAAGACACUUGAAAGCGAAGAGGGUCGGGUUUCAUCAACAAAACUAAAGCCUUCGAAUAUGCUAAUGCAACUAAUCUCAUGUGGAUCAGUUUCAGUAGCGGAUCAUAGAUUUGGCCUUAUACAUACAUACAAAUCAAGAUUAAGUUUAGGGAAGCUUGAUUGCCUGAAAAGGAAUCAGAGGUUAAUGGGGUUGGAAGAUGAGGAAUAUUUCUGUGGAAGCUGGAUGGAGCCUACUCUUCCCAAGGAACGAGUACCUCCUGCCUUAAAGCGGUCAUCUUUCGCUGCUGAGAGGACUAAUGGAGACGCAGUUGAAGAUAAAAAUGAGCCGAGCUCCACACGCUCAAAGUGCAUGGGACAUUCUAUCAAGGCUUCCCUGAAUAAUAAUCUGCCAAAUAAUGAGUCAAUUAGAUCCCCUCUUUCUGAAAGUCCAAGAACCUCAUCUGAAGGAGAAGACACAUCAAGAACGAUUGCGUCUGGCAUAUCCACAAGUGGAAGUAAACGAAUCACAGAGUUUUCCCAAGAGAGAAACAUUCCAAGGGUAUAGAGACUCUUGCAGAAUGAGAAAGAAAAAGUGAUAUAAAUUGAAGAAACGUAAGUUUUGGCUAACUAAAGAGAUACUAAUUUGCUUGAUCGCGAAUUGUUUAGGUUGAUGUUUCAUUUGUUUCUAACAGGCUUGUUUCCGGAGCUUAAAUUAUAAUACAGUCGAAAGACUCUUCAAACAACUAUGGUCACAAUUAAGGAGGAGUUUUGAAGUUAAGCAAGCAUAAGCUUUUGUUUAACAAAGUAUGGAAGUUUGUUCUUUUUGUAACUAGUUGUCCUUAUCUUAUUGGAAGCGAUAUACCAAUACGUUUCCGUAAAGAGUUAAUACUCUAAAAUCCCCUUAAACUAUCUAACUUUUAUUGGUUCCUACUGUAAUUAUUCGGUGUCCGGAAAACCUCCAUCUGAACUUUAUUCUCUUUCGUACUAAAACCCCAUAGUAUGAGGUAUGUUUAGUACACCCUCUUAAUUAAUAAAUAAAUGCAAUAUGUCAUGACU